Messenger RNA from Periophthalmus magnuspinnatus, 4336 nucleotides. It is a transcript of the gene kcnq5b, whose product is annotated as potassium voltage-gated channel, KQT-like subfamily, member 5b. Gene Ontology annotation, biological process: transmembrane transport; potassium ion transport. Gene Ontology annotation, cellular component: membrane. NCBI's taxonomy places the organism in Eukaryota, Metazoa, Chordata, Actinopteri, Gobiiformes, Gobiidae. The transcript has 15 exons. The record is from RefSeq and is a predicted model, not a curated record. Gene Ontology annotation, molecular function: voltage-gated potassium channel activity. Bases 165 to 3263 code for a protein of 1032 amino acids.
GGCGGACGCUGGCACUGUAUUCGCUUUCCAACCCCGGUCUGCGCACCGCUGUGACUGGAUAUGUGUUUUUAGAGCUAUUAACACACGUGCUUCUACUUUAUAGCAUGUGAAAGGAGGACGCGCACACACACUCUCUUGGUAAAGCCUGCGGUGGUGGAGAUGCCAUGCCUCGGAACCACGGCGGAGAUGAAGGCGGCAGCUGUUCUGGGCUCUGGAUGAGGACUUCGCCGGGUAAAGAUGUGGAGUCGGGGCGGAGGGUGACGAUGAUGAACAGCGCGGGAGACGGGUUGCUUUCCGCCUCCUCUGGCUCCUCGGCUGCAGGUGGAACGGGGUCCGACAGCCUGAGAGGGAAGCAAGGAGCGCGGCUGAGUCUCUUGGGCAAACCGCUCAUCUACAGCGCACAGAGCGGCCGCAGGAACGUCCGAUACCGCCGCCUCCAAAACUAUCUGUACAACGUGCUGGAGCGACCACGAGCCUGGGCCUUCAUAUACCAUGCCUUUGUGUUUAUCCUGGUGUUCAGCUGCCUGGUCCUUUCUGUGUUCUCCACUAUCCCUGCGCACCAAGACACCUCCUCCUACUCUCUGCUCAUUCUGGAGUUCGUGAUGAUCGUGGUCUUUGGUCUGGAGUAUAUAAUCCGUAUUUGGUCGGCCGGAUGCUGUUGUCGUUACCGAGGAUGGCAGGGCCGUCUACGGUUUGCCAGGAAGCCUUUCUGCGUCAUAGACAUCAUUGUGCUGAUUGCGUCCGUGGCGGUGGUCUCCGCGGGGAGUCAGGGGAACAUCUUUGCUACGUCUGUGCUGCGGAGCCUGCGCUUCCUGCAGAUUCUCCGCAUGGUGCGGAUGGACAGGAGAGGAGGCACCUGGAAACUCCUGGGCUCUGUGGUCUAUGCACACAGCAAGGAAUUGGUGACUGCCUGGUACAUUGGUUUUCUUGUUCUCAUCUUUUCUUCAUUCCUGGUCUAUCUGGUGGAGAACAAGUUUAACAAAGAGUUUGCGACCUACGCUGAUGCUCUGUGGUGGGGCACGAUCACCUUGACAACCAUUGGUUAUGGAGACAAGACACCAAAGACGUGGACAGGACGGAUGUUGUCUGCAGGCUUCGCCCUCCUGGGGAUCUCCUUCUUUGCCUUGCCAGCGGGCAUUCUGGGCUCAGGCUUCGCCCUCAAAGUUCAGGAGCAGCAUCGGCAAAAGCACUUUGAGAAGAGGAGAAACCCAGCUGCCUACCUCAUCCAGUGUGUGUGGCGUAGUUAUGCGGCUGAUGAGAACUCAGUUUCCAUUGCUACCUGGAAGCCUCACUUGAAGGCGUUGCAUACCUGCAGUCCCACAAAGAAGGAGCAGGGCGAGUCCAACACAAGCCAAAAGUUGAGUUUCAAAGAGCGCGUGCGGAUGGCUAGCCCCCGUGGUCAGACCAUCAAGAACCGGCAGACCUCUUCAAUGAACGACCGACGCUCUCCAGUGGCGGAUGCUGGUAAUGAGGGCACGAGUCCAGCUAAGGUCCAGAAGAGCUGGAGCUUCAAUGAUCGCACGCGCUUCAGACCCUCACUGCGCCUAAAGAGCCAGUCACGCUCCACUACAGAUGCAGAUUCCAACAUGGCCGCCGAGGAUGCCUUUGAUGACAAGGGCUGCCACUGUGAGAUCUCGGUAGAAGACCUGCUGCCCUCAGUCAAGACUGUCAUUAGAGCUGUUAGGAUCAUGAAGUUUCACGUGGCCAAGAAGAAGUUCAAGGAGACGCUGCGUCCGUACGAUGUGAAGGACGUGAUCGAGCAGUAUUCUGCUGGACACUUGGACAUGCUCUGCCGCAUCAAGAGCCUACAAACCCGGUUGGACACGAUAGUAGGCCCCCAGUCUCUGAGCAGCCGAGCGCGGAUGUUUUCCUCCCCCUCCCUGCCUGUGUAUUACAGCCAGGGCCGAAAGAACUCCACCCAGGGAGUGGACCAGAUCCUAGGCAAAGGUCAGAUUCCUCUGGACAAGAAGAUCCGAGAGAAGUUGCUCUCAGAAGGAGACCUCCUGGAGGACAUGAGCAUGUUGGGCCGCGUCUGCAAAGUGGAAAGACAGGUCCAGUCCAUUGAGUCAAAGCUGGAUUCUCUCCUGGACAUCUAUCGGCAGGUUUUGAGAAAAGGCUCGUCCUCUGCGCUCACUCUGGCCUCUCUGCCUCUGUUUGAGCUGGAACAGACGUCGGACUAUCAUUCCUCUGUCUUCAGUAAAGACGUGUCCUGCUCCACUCAGGUCAGCAGUGGCACAGCGCCCUCUACAGGCUGUGUCACACGCUCCUCCACGAGCUCUCACCUGUCCCAGGGAGGAUUGCACCUGGUCCUGGCCCCACCCAAUGAGCUUAAUCUGAAUCUGAAUGCCUCCUCCUCCACCCCUCCUUCCACCUUCAGCCCCUCACCUCUGCCACAUCACAACCACCAUCACCACUACCCCCCUCGACGCCACCGCCAGCCCCCCACCCCCGAGAGCGCAGAUGAGGUGGUUGGCAGCUCUCCACCCGUCCUUACCCCAAACAGUGUCUCCAGUGGGGGCUUGGGAGACGGAAGCUUCCCUCUCCUGGCCAGGCUCCCUCCUCCACCCCCUCCCAGCAGAAAUGGAGGGACAAACAAGUUGGUGCGGGCUGCCUCUAUAGAAGUUCCACCCGAAAUAAAUGACUUAGUUGGAGGGCUGGGGACGCAGGGAGAGGUGGAGGACCCUGGCCCAAGAGAGCAUGUAGGUGUGAGUCUGGGGCUGAACCGCCUGGGCCUCCAGCUGCAGGGUGGUACGAACAACACCAAGCUGAACGCCAAGGAGGAGGGCUCCUGGAGAAGGCACAUGAGUCUGGAGCUGGAGCCCCUCGUGGCUCCUGUGCGGAGUUGCUGCUCUGGGACCGUCCCAGUGGACAGGGGCCUGGGCAAGUCCAUGUCUGUACAGGACCUCAUCCAGAGACGCCAGAACAGCCAGGACUUCUGUCUAUCCUCGCCCACCCCCAGCACCAGCAGCGACUCCCCCAUUGGCUUCCACUGCAGUCAAGACUCAGGCGGAGGGGGGGGCGGGCCCCGGAGCAGUGGAGGGUGGGGGGAAGAGGACCUCUUCAUCAGCGACAGGGACACAGAAGGACCAGGCUUUGACUUUCUCUCCUCACAGGGCUCAUCUGAAGCCAAAUUCACCUCGGAGCUGCUUAGGACUGGAGCCAGGACCAUGGGCUCCAACCAGAGCCUGACCAGUGGGCACACCUCCUCCCCCUCCACCGGCAGCACCGAAUUACUCAACAUGCCCCAUGUGCGGCUAAAGUAGACCUCCACUCACAGACACUCUUAUGCUUUUGAAUGAAAUAGGAUAUAAUAAGGGGACUAUUUUUGUUUAAUCUUCUUUGACAAGAAUCACAGUAUUUUCAUACAGGCUGAUCACUUAGGAUAUAUCAUUGCACGAGUUGUUCUUUAUUUUUUAAUAGAUUAUAUCUAAUAGAGUAAAUGAAGGAUCUGUGGUUGAUUUGACACAGAGCUUAUGGUUAAUGUUUGCUCUGAUGCCCAAAGACCUGAGACCUGAGAUGCAGCAUGAGCCUUGCAUGUUUGAGUUAAAGGAACAAGACAGAAGACACUGGCAGUUUACAAGUGAUGAAGAAAUGCUUGAAUGCCAAAACUCCAAGAGCCAUUUUUACUAAAAAGGGCCUCAUCAUUACUAAUCUGCGCAGGUGUACACAUUUAUCUGAGUCAAAUUUUAUGUGGGAGCAUGUGCUGCCACCUGCUGCCAUAUGAAUGUAUAACAUUUCUGUGUCUACUUUUUUAGUAUUUGUGAUUUCCCCCAAAAUACAAGCAUUGUCAAGUUUCAAGUAUUGUAAUGAUUAUAAUGAUUACCAACUUUUUUGCUUAUAAUAUGUGGCAACAUUUUGUAAAAUGUCUAAUCAUGACUGAAAGAAGAGGUGAUAAACCUUGUAUAUAAAAUACAAUAUGGUCUAAUUUAGACACAAAGAUUAACUUAAAAAACAACAAACACAAAUCCUUACCACAAACAUUAACAACAGUUAGACUAAACUGCCAAAAACAACAAUUCAUAUGCAGCUAUAUAUAUGUUUUGUUUGAUUUGCAUCCUUGUGCUUUUCAUACAGGGUAAUGUAGGCUCUUGUUUAUUUCCUUUAAGUAGACUUUGCAGAAUGUAUUGCUUAUAUUUAUACACACAGGCACGAUCACUAUGACUUAAACUGCUGGUCAGUGACAUGAAGGAAUUACCACUCACAUUUUGCACGGUACAAAUUUUGACUGAGAAGUGACUGAUUCAGCACAAAGUAAUGCCCUUAAAGGUGCUCUAUGUAACAUUUCUGGAAGAGGGUUCGUCACCUGCUUGUCUCCAUAUGAUGUUAUUAUGUUGCC